AUGAUGUUGUUGAGCCGAACAGUAGUAACUGUGGUCAUCUUAGCGUCAGCAUGUGAUGUUUCUAUUCCCUACAGCAAGAAAAGGGUCUUGGGUAAGGAAUUUCAGUUUUUUAUUUUUGUUCUCUGUCAAACGAUGUAGUUAUAAAGUCUCGUUUUAUUGACAACAGGUGAUCUAAGGUUGACUNAAGCCGGGGGGGGGGGGGUACCAAUCCCAUUUCCCAGCCUAUUUCUUCUCGAAAUCCCACUUCCCAGUGCUCAAAUCCCAUUACCAAUAGCAGAAUUCGGAAAAAAUCCCAGUGCUAAACAUACCACCUCUUUUCGCUUCGCAUCCGCAAAAUUAUGGCUUAACCCAACAGAGACCCAAAAAUUCACGAGGAUUUACAAAGAUGUUCUGAAGACGAGAGGAUCACUUUGGACAGUAAUAAAACUCGGAAGUGGCGACUUUAUAGCGAUUAGCUCCUCUCACUUCACACUCCUGUCAUUCCUGCCUGGAGGAAAUCGGCCAUCCGACUAGUAAGUGUUCUUAUCAGCUUCCCAGUCUGGUCUGACGGAUCAUGUUCAUUGUCACUCGCUUCAAAGUACCUGUUCUACCUGUUCGUUGUUAGGAGACUCUAGUACUCUGGUGGUAAACUAGCAUCCUACUUUUAAUUAGGUGGCUCAUCACUUUCGCUUGGAACUCUUUCUACGCCUAUCGGUAAAUUCAAAUUGACUGGUUUCAAGACCGUUUCAGUUUCAUAUAAGUUCAGAGGCAAAGUGCCCACCCUGUUCAUGUGUUAUCUUGUCUUACAUUUCGUUGUCGUCUGACGGGUUUAGGAGAACUACACAAGUAUCGUUGACCGCAAAUUGGGGCCAUUCAGGGGAAAUCUGGAUAAAAAUGCUAAAAAUUGACUAGUCCAAGGUGCAUGGACAAUUUUCUCAAGUUUCUUAACUCCAGGAAAUAAGUGACGCCUCGACUGGUCAUGAUUCCAAACUAUUUAUCUCAUUCCCAUUUUUGACAUUUUAUUCCCAUUCCCACUGACUUAAAUUCCAAUUUCCCAGGGCAAAAACCAGCCCAUCCCAAUUCCAAUUUUACUUCUAGUUCAGGACCCUCUUGUUUAUCUGGCGACAAGAAAAAGACCUUAUCUCCCGGCUUAGUGGAUAAAGUCGGCUCAAACAAUUCUAUAGUUUAGACAGUUAUUCGCUGUCAGUUUAAAACACUCAUAUGUGUUCAUUGUAAUGGGUUUCCAACAAAGAAAUCUACUUUCAGACAGUUGUUGUUGAACACAUGAAAAACGGAAACGUUUUAGAAAGAUUUCCGCACCGCCUAGAGAGUGAAGCUAUGACUCGAAGACUGAAACAUGAAACCAGCCUAAAUGGAGUGAAGCACAAACGGAGAGAGAAUGUUUCUCUUUCUGCUUAAAUACCCAGGUUUUUCUAUCAAUUGUUCGCACUCAAACAAACGGAAAAGCAGUUUCCUUAUUGGUUACUUACCAUCUAUACAAAUCAUAAUGCUAGUGUCUUGUUUUUAUAUAUAGCUAAGCUUAAAUGCAGUACAGGAGUUUUCCAGGGGAACACUACUACAGUUCCAUCGUCGGGUUUUACAUAACGCUUCCGGCUCAGCAUGAAUGAACAGAGCAGGGAAAACUAAGGCGGAGCGGGCCCGCUUUUUUUCAGCUUAAUUCAUGACACUUUCUAUGACCUUCUAUUCUCUCUGCAGACAGGAAGAGACAUUUAAGGCAAAAUCAGAUUCAGGUUGACAGUUUCUCAAACUUUUUAGGAAACGAAAUGAUAAAAACUGUACGAAACAAUACUUUUAGAUAAACUUUGCAGCAUGAAACUUCUUAUUUUCGAGUAGAUAUUGAGGGUAGUAUACGGCAAAUGAAGUGAAAACUUUGUUGGUCAAGUUGAACGAACUGUCGUUGGCCGUCUAAGCGCUCACUCUCCAAAAAUACACCGACAAGUAUUACCUAGUAUAAUGAUUAUUUGGCCGGCAUUCUUUGUUGCUUGCGUCAAAUCAGCUCAGCUCCGCCGAAUUUUUUUUCAGAAGAACCCAAGUGUGGCGUGAGAUUCCUAAACAAUGAUUUAGAAGAUAAGCGAAUUGUUGGAGGGCAUGUUAGUUCUCCUGGUGCUUGGCCCUGGCAAGUGGCUCUUCUUCUAAACGAUAAACAGACAUGUGGAGGAUCGCUUAUUUCUCCUCAAUGGGUGGUGUCAGCUUCACAUUGUUUUGUUGGUAAAAAAAUACACUUCUUAUCUGUGUUUCGCCAAAUAGUAUACAGUAGAAUCCCGAUUUCUCGAAUCCUUGGUUCUUUCGGCAAAAUCCCCGAUCAUUUAACUCAAACCCAACUUGCCUUCACCAGUCAAACACUAACCCCCCGAUUUUUCAACCUCCCGAUAAUUCGUAACAAUUUGCUUUUCCCGGCCUUCGAAAAAUCAAGAAUCAACUGUAAUUGUCUACUACUAAACUAGAAUGUGAUUAAGACAAGAUUUUCCUCAACCUAGGUGAUUUGCUAUUCAUCUUAGUCAAUUAAUUAAUUCAGCUUUUGUAAAUAAAACGAUCCCAUUUAUCGAUGAAAAACUAGAUUGCAGAAUUUUGGCUCAAAGAUUGAGAACUUAGUGUCGCUUCUGGUCCGUACGGAGCGCCACCGUUUCUUCGGUUUUAUGUAGAAUUAACGCUGUCAUGGCUCUGGUUGACCUGGUUAUGAUGGUUUCAGGUUCCCUGUUAUCCAAAGAUCCUAAAGACUGGACUGUGACACUAGGAGAACAUCAUCUCAAAAAUGAAGACUGGUUUGAACAAACCAGAAAGGUAAAGGCAAUUUACCUUCACCCAGAGUACAAAGAACCCGAAAAUAAAGUCGCCGACAACAAGUUACAUAGCAUUCCACCAGACUAUGACGUAGGUAAGAUGGUUCCGUCAUUUUUAUAACAGAUCCCCCAGAGUGUUUUAACGUUUUAAGAUCUUAAGAUGGCCAACAACAAAAUCAGCAAAGAUAGAUCUGUCCACAGGUCCUGCCUCAACUAACAAAUUUUGACCAAUCCUGACAGAAUUACACUCCAAAUUGGCGAGCAACAUUCGGGGAAAAAAUCGCUGUCAAUUUUGCUAUUCACCUGCUGCUCUUUGCAGAGUAGAUUUGUCCCUCUCCUAAAAAAUUAGCCAGCCAAAAGUCCAUGCAAAAAAAAAGAAACCAUAAAGUGGGCAACAAAUCGGGCUAUAACGAGGAAAGACAAAGGAAAAACAAGAGAGUGAGCAAGAAAGAUGGAAAUAGAUUUGCAAAAAGAUGACCAAGACUAAUUAACAUAGCGCUUUGAAAAUAAAAGUAUCAAAAAAGAAGGAAAAAGUAAGCAUCAAAGAAAUAAAAAGAAAGAUCAACAAAAUAGCUGAGUAAUAUGUUUUCUCAAUGUUAGAUCCAAGAUAGAACUUAGUGAAAGUAACUUGUUUCGUUUUUCUACAGCUCUGUUGCAAUUAGAAACUCCAGCCAUUUUUGACAACUUUGUGUCGCCAAUCUGCCUGCUUUCUCAAGGUGCUCAGUUCCUCGCUGGUAAGGAAUGUUACGUCACAGGCUGGGGUCACACGCAAUGGAGAGGGACUAAGCCCGACAUUCUAAGAGAAGCUAAAGUAAAGCUUGUACAUGAAGACAAGUGCAACGCAGAAAAAUCAUACGGCGGCGCUAUACAUAAUAGGGCAUUAUGUGCUGGCUUUGAGGAAGGUGGGGUUGAUGCAUGCCAGUACGACAGUGGAGGGCCACUGGCUUGUCAACAUGAAGGGCUUUGGUAUUUGACAGGCGUGGUAUCCUGGGGCCAUAACUGUGGCCAUCCACAUAAGUAUGGGGUGUAUGCUGACAUGCAAGUCAUGACAGAUUGGGUGCGGAAGAUUAUCAAUGAAAAUUAAAUUUAAAAAAAACUUUAGGCCUGUUAAAUUGCUAGACAUUAAAAACAUUAAUAUGCAACUAUGACAACAUUUGCAACCAACAUAACCGUAGGAAAACACCAAAUAUGUAUGUUUAUUUCUCAGUGGCAAACUAGUUUGAGGGAGUGUUGAAGCUGGUUCAACUGUCAGUGCUUUGGCUCACUAGAAAUAAUAUUGUUGCUACAGUAACAUCACCUCAUC
Messenger RNA from Porites evermanni, 4083 nucleotides. The record is from the annotation of a GenBank genome assembly. NCBI's taxonomy places the organism in Eukaryota, Metazoa, Cnidaria, Anthozoa, Scleractinia, Poritidae.